Molecule: messenger RNA, 775 nt
Organism: Perca flavescens (yellow perch)
Lineage: Eukaryota; Metazoa; Chordata; Actinopteri; Perciformes; Percidae
Product: putative nuclease HARBI1
Exons: 2
Coding region: 346-675 (109 amino acids)
Source: RefSeq, a predicted model, not a curated record
GCGAUCUGCUCACCUCCCCACUGAGGCCGAGUCAGUGGUGAUGAAACACCGAUUCCGCCGGGCCUCUGGCAUUCCUGGUAUUGUGGGCUGCAUCGAUGGGACGUCCGGAUCCAGGCACCAUCUGGGCAUGAGUAUCUGUAUGUCAACCGCAAGGGAUACCAUUCAAUCAAUGUGCAGAUUGCUUGUGACGCCAAUUAUAAAAUCUUUAAUUUGGUGGCGAGAUGGCCUGGAUCUACCCAUGACGCACACAUCCUCCGGGAGAGUGUGUUAUACCAGGAUUUCGAGGCUGGAAGAGUAAACGGGCUGCUUCUCGGCGACAGUGGAUACCCACUGAAACACUGGCUGAUGACGCCUAUAAUUGCUCCGAGGACUGAGCAAGAACGACGGUAUAACACCAUCCACACCACCACUAGGUCACUCGUUGAGCGGUGCAUCGGCGUCCUCAAGCGCAGGUUUCAUUGUCUUCAUGGAGAGAUGUGGAUGCACUCUGAGCGACGCUGCACCGUAAUAGCAGCGUGCACUGUCCUCCACAACAUCUGUGUCACCAAGAGGAUCCCUGUUCCUAGGCAACACCAUCAGCCGGGGCCGGAGGAAGGUGUCGACCCUGUGGACCAUGCAGGGCAUGAAGAUGUCGGUGGACGACUAGUCCGUACACGCAUUAUUAAUGCUUUAUAAAUGUUAAAAAUAAUUCUGCCAAUUAUCUGCAGCUUGUAAACCAUACAAAUAAGCCACAAAGAAAGUCCUGUAGGUCUAUAAUAAACUUUUAAACUUUAAA